Molecule: messenger RNA, 1560 nt
Organism: Ipomoea nil (Japanese morning glory)
Lineage: Eukaryota; Viridiplantae; Streptophyta; Magnoliopsida; Solanales; Convolvulaceae
Product: guanylate kinase 2, chloroplastic/mitochondrial
Exons: 3
Coding region: 259-1173 (304 amino acids)
Biological process (GO): purine nucleotide metabolic process
Cellular component (GO): cytosol
Molecular function (GO): GMP kinase activity
Source: RefSeq, a predicted model, not a curated record
CGAACCCGAACAAAAGCCCAAUCCCUCGAAAGAUGAAGAACACCAUCUUUGAUAAACCAUACUGCAAACUCCCCAAAUUUUCUCAAAUCAUCGUCGAAAAUUGAAAUUAGUCCCCAUUCCAACAUACUAUUCUGAAAUUCUCCAUUGAGCCGGCAAGUUUUCGCGGUCACUUUGUAAUCUUCCUCCAACACGUUCUUCAAAUCCCUACUACAUCCCCUAAAAACCAAAUCCCCCUUUUGUCACCCCCUGUAAAUCUCGAUGCUAUAUCGAAGGCUCUGCACAUUGUUAGCAACUUCUAACCACAACCCAUUUCUCCUCCCCCGGAAUUUCACAAACCCUUUUGCCGUUUUCGAGCGGAACCCGAAGUCUCUGCCCGUACCAAGGAUCUCGAAGCAGCGGUUUCCGCCGCCAAGUCCGGCGACCCACCGCCGCAUUUCGUACACUUCACGAAUGAGUUACGCCAGACGCCCAGAAGCGGUGCCUAUUCCUUCGCCGGAUACAGCCAACAAGGCCGAGGUGAUUCGUGCCCUUGAGGCCGCUUUAGGGUCGCCCUUUAGCUCCGACCCGUUGGCCCCAAACCCUAACCCUUUAAUCGUGGUGAUCAGUGGGCCUAGUGGGGUUGGCAAGGACGCAGUGAUCAAACGUUUGCGAGAAGUUAAAGAAAACAUUCAUUUUGUUGUCACGGCCACAAGCCGCGAAAAGCGGGCUGGUGAGGAAGAUGGGAAAGAUUACUACUUUAUGAGCAAAGAGGAAUUUGUGUCCAUGAUUGAAAGGGAUGAGCUUUUGGAGUAUGCAUUGGUGUAUGGGGAUUAUAAGGGUAUCCCGAAACAGCAGAUUAGGGAUUUCAUGGCUAAAGGGUGUGACAUUGUGUUGAGAGUGGAUAUUCAAGGAGCUGCAACUCUGAGGAAGAUCCUCGGGAACGCUGCAGUGUUUGUGUUCUUGGUAGCGGAGAGCGAGGAAGCGCUCGUUAAGAGGUUGAUAGAUAGGAAGACGGAGACGAGGGAGACUUUGCUUGUGAGAAUUGCCACAGCUCGGGAGGAGGUGAGGCAUAUGAAGAGCUUCGAUUAUGUUGUUGUGAACCGAGAAGGGGAGUUGGAGAGUUCGGUUAAGUUGGUCGAGGCCAUCAUUGAUGCCGAGAAGGCCCGAGUGGCACAAAGGAAUGCCACGAUCUAGUGAUUGCUCGAUUUUGUUGUUUAGUUAUUUGGUAUAUCAUUGGUGGAGCUUAUAGUUCAUAAAUCUUCAUUGAAUCAUUUGCACCAGAUUGCUGGGCUCUGAACACGGGUUAUCUUCGUGCAUUCUAAGAUACAGAAUCACGACUUUAGAAGCAGCAAAGAAUCUUUGCCCAACUACAUGAAUGCAGAGAUGACAGCCUUGACAAGUUGAGUUCUAAAGACACAGAAUGCUUAACUUGUGUUCACUUUUUUUAUGUGCAUUUGAAGGUAAAGAUUAUGUAUAGUUUUGUAUUUGACAAAAUCCCAGCAUGUUAAUGUCCAGAUCAUUCAUUCCUUGCUUAUUCCUGCAAAAUAUUAGCCCCCAUUCAUAUCAUUAUUAUUGCAGCCA